Molecule: messenger RNA, 1143 nt
Organism: Tripterygium wilfordii
Lineage: Eukaryota; Viridiplantae; Streptophyta; Magnoliopsida; Celastrales; Celastraceae
Product: pirin-like protein
Exons: 6
Coding region: 63-974 (303 amino acids)
Source: RefSeq, a predicted model, not a curated record
ACGUAGCUUAGUUUCUUCACGGGUUAAAAAAUAUAGACAUAUACAGCUAACUGUUUGUGAAAAUGCCUGAGAGAGAUGUUUCCGAUGAUACUGUUCUGAAAGAACCUCGAUCAGUGGUUAGGAAGUUCUUGGCUAGGCCUCAACGUGAAGGGGUUGGAGCUGUUGUUAGAAGAAGCAUAGGGAGAUUUGAACUGAGAUACUUUGAUCCUUUCCUUGUUUUGGAUGAAUUCUCAGUCACUGCUCCUGCUGGAUUUCCUGAUCACCCACAUAGAGGGUUUGAGACAGUCACCUACAUGUUGCAGGGAGCUGUCACACAUGAAGACUUUGAGGGCCACAAAGGGACCAUAGGAGCUGGUGACUUACAAUGGAUGACUGCAGGAAGAGGGAUUGUUCACUCAGAAAUGCCUGCCGCACAGGGAACCCAAAAGGGUUUACAAUUGUGGAUCAACCUUUCUUCUAAAUAUAAAAUGAUCGACCCACGGUAUCAAGAGGUAUCAAGCAAAGACAUAGUAGAAGCUACAAAAGGUGGUGUCAAAGUUAGAGUCAUAGCAGGGGAGGCUUUGGGCACUAAAUCAACAAUUUACACAAGGACUCCAACAAUGUACUUGGAUUUCACUCUAAAACCAGGAGCUCACCUUCAACAACCAAUACCAUCAACCUACAAUGCAUUUGUGUAUGUAUUGGAAGGUGAAGGUGUAUUCGGAAAUUCAAAGCCGUCGCCAACUUCAGCGCACCAUCUUCUUCUGCUAGGGCUUGGAGAUGGCUUGGAGGUAUGGAACAAGUCCUCUAAGCCUCUAAGGUUCAUUUUGGUUGGUGGGGAACCAUUGGGGGAGCCUCUAGCACAACUUGGGCCAUUUGUGAUGAACACUCAAGAGGAGAUUGACCAAACCAUUGAUGAUUUUGAUAAAUGCAUUAAUGGGUUUGAGAAAGCUAGGCAUUGGAGAUCCCAAUCUGCACUUCACCUUGAUUUUUAGUUCUCAGUCACUUUCUGCUUCAUUGAAGAGUAUUGUUUUCAUUAUGUAAAAGCUAGGGGAUAUAUAAUGUUGUUUAUUUCUUAAAUGUACAUCUUAUUUCAUAAUUUGUAUUAAUGUAAGGUUGCCAAACCAUAUUAUCCCAAUAAAACAAAUACCUAAAUCCAAAAUC